AUCUAAAAUGUCGGUGGGUGAAUGGAGAACAGGUCCGGGUUGUGAAACGCACUUCAGAUUUCCUGGGUAUGUGUCUACGCCUCCUGACGUCAGAGAUCUGCUGGAAACACCUGGAGGAAGAAGGAGCAGGUCGAGGAGUCCACCAGAAAGUGUCAGAGUGUCUCAGGGUCCCGGGGACACGUGUCCUCACCGUCCCGCUCUUUACUGGGGAUUCAAAGACCCUUACACCCGCAGCUGUCCCGCUGACGUUCGAGUCCCGCGGACAUUGUGGUUUCUUGUUUAAAAACUAAGUGUGUAGCGCUGAAGACUUCCGGGUUCAGACUUCAGGCGUCUCCUCUGGGUGCAAAAGACAGAACAGCGACAUGGGUGAGGACAUCCCGCUUAACCAUCUGAACCACAGGGAGGGAGAACUCGAUCCUGCUCUUGAACCACUUGCAGGAAAUGGCGACGCGUUGCUCUCAGUUCGGGCACCACAGGAUAAAAUGGACGUGGGAACUCCUCGCAGUAACGGAGAGACCAGCAACGUCUACAGGAUUAAGAGAGAACUGAAAGAGAACGUCAAACCGUGGAUGGUCGUUGUCGCCAUUCUUGUUCUCAUCGCUGCUGUGAUAAUUCUUUCGGUUGUGAUCUGCUCAGCGCUUCAGGACGACGUGGACGACAAGUUCGACUCGUCCACGUUUGUGAUUCCUCUGCGUUUCAACGGGAGCUUCCAGCUUCCUAAUAUGGUCUUCACGGAGGAACUUCUCAUCCUCUCCUCCAGUGAAAGCCAAGCUCUGACAGCUGAGCUUCAAGAAAAGCUGGCUGAGCUCUACACCGCCUCCCCUGCUCUGGGACGAUACUUCUCCAAAGCCGAGAUCUAUUCCUUACGGAACGGAUCCAUCAUCGCUGACUACGAGCUGACGUUCCUCAUGCCUGAAGAGACGCAGGGUCAGCUGAGAAACUACACCCUGAGUAGGGAGAUGGUUUACAACGUGUUCAGACAGUUUCUAUACGACCACGACUCGGAGGAUUCUGCUCCCACCUACAUUGAUCCCCUCUCCUUGAACAUGUUUGGAAGACUGUAUUGACGGAAAGAAAACCUGCUCAAACAAACAUCACAGAGAACCAGAGGAUCCGGUUCUCUGUGGGAUUGAAGUGGGACGGUUCACCUCCCACAGCACUGUGGCUUUCGGCAGCGUGUGAUUUCUCAGACGUGCGUGUGACUUUUGCAACGCGUGUGUAGCACAGGAAGCUUCAUGGCCACAGUCACACAAACCCACAGGGUGUGUGGGUCUGUGUGCAGGUCAUAUGAAGGCUCUCAAUUUGUGUAGACUUUGAAUAAUAUCAAUAAUGAAACCAAACGCGUUGCUGCGUUCAUAGAGUAAUAUAAACACAUGCAAAGUGCCAGUUACAUCCUCAGGACUUUGUGUUUUAAAUAUUAUUACAAUGUGUUACUGUGCCUCGUUUAUGUUUAUUCCUCACAAGAGUAUUGGUAAAAAUAUCACGGUUAUGAUCACUGUAAUUUAACCUGUGAUUAUAUUUGUACAUAAAUGUUUUACACAAAGUUAGUAAUUGUACAAGUGUUAAUAUUUGCAUGUCUGUGCCAUGUUGGAGAAUUUGCCUUGAAAGUAGCAAACACUGUAGGAAAAUCAGCUAUCAUGGGAAAAGUGGUCAGUUAUUUUAAGAUGCACCUGCCCCGUUUAUUGUAUACACUCAAAAAAACCCUUUGUGCAAUAUCUCACACAUAUCUCACACCUUUCUGACAUUUUUCUACAUGUCAGAAAGGUUUUGUUUGACCGGUCUGUUUUUUUCUUUCUAUGGUUGACCACUAGGGGGCAUACAUAUGCCACAUGCAGCAGUAACCAUUUUUUUUAUUCCAUGUGAAGAGAACUAUCAAUAAUUUGUAUUGAUUAUCUCCCUCUUGAACACAAUGACUCAUAUUGUGUUGCAGAUUAUCUUUGCUGAUAUAUAUAUAUAUAUAUAUAUAUAUAUGUAGUUGCUGCUGUGUCAGUGGGUCUGUGGCCUUGCAGUGGCCACGUCAACAUGUUGGUUUCUCUAAUGGGAUUUCUGCUGUGAUUAAUGUUGAUGCCAAAUCACCCGGUGACAGACAGCUGCUCUUCCACCAGAAGGUCUUCAUGAAGGCAAUGAGACCUGAGGAAGAGUUAAAGCUUGAGCCAAAAAACAGACACCUAUUGCCAUUUAUGUUUAUUUUCAAUACUAAGAAAUCAGAUUUAAUUUGAAUGGUUUGAUUAAAACCAAAUGAGUCAACAUGAGAAAAAAUUAAUGUUUUUAAGAUUAAGUGUUUUUACGGCAGUUAAUGUGAAGCCCAAGUUACUAAAGUCAUCCAGUUUUAUAGAAAUAUUUUUGUCAAUCAUUUCUUGUACAGUUAACUGGACAAUCAUAACCUUAAAACCAAGAUAUGGUGUAAAUAAGUAUUAAGUUAGCUUGAAUACAAGUUUUGGGGAAUUUUAUAUGGAAAUAAAUGAUAUUGUAUGUAAAAA
Platichthys flesus (European flounder) is the source of this 2480-nucleotide messenger RNA. Its product is annotated as TPA-induced transmembrane protein. The record is from RefSeq and is a predicted model, not a curated record. The transcript is spliced from 6 exons. Lineage: Eukaryota; Metazoa; Chordata; Actinopteri; Pleuronectiformes; Pleuronectidae. Bases 363 to 1067 code for a protein of 234 amino acids.